Hermetia illucens (black soldier fly) is the source of this 511-nucleotide messenger RNA. RefSeq names its product 60S ribosomal protein L34-like. The record is from RefSeq and is a predicted model, not a curated record. Gene Ontology annotation, biological process: translation. The transcript has 3 exons. Gene Ontology annotation, cellular component: ribosome. Lineage: Eukaryota; Metazoa; Arthropoda; Insecta; Diptera; Stratiomyidae. The coding region runs from base 91 to 474 and encodes 127 amino acids. Gene Ontology annotation, molecular function: structural constituent of ribosome.
AUUAAUGUUUACAACCAUCCGCCAUCAACUUCACUCAGCUGAACUGCACUACCUACUUCCUUUCUCAAGUUGCUUACCGAAGAUUGAAAGAUGGUGCAGCGAUUGACACUUCGUAGACGUUUGUCAUACAACACAAAGUCAAACAGGAGGCGAAUUGUUCGCACUCCAGGCGGUCGUCUCGUCUACCAAUACGUGAAGAAAACCCCCACAGUCCCGAAAUGUGGUCAGUGUAAGGAGAAGUUAAAGGGCAUCCGCCCAACACGUCCCUGCGAGCGUUCCCGCCUGUCCAAGCGCCAGAAGACCGUCCGCCGCACAUACGGAGGAGUCUUGUGUCACCGAUGCGUUCGCGAACGCAUCAUCCGAGCUUUCCUCAUCGAAGAACAGAAGAUCGUGAAGGCCCUCAAGAACCAACACGUUCAGCAAAAAUUAGCACAGAAGGCGGCCCAAAAGUCCGCGACUAAGGCUAAGAAAUAGAAGAUGAAGUUGGUAAUAAACGGAUAAGAUUUUUAAA